This is a messenger RNA of Dendronephthya gigantea, 3722 nucleotides long. RefSeq names its product cilia- and flagella-associated protein 61-like. Lineage: Eukaryota; Metazoa; Cnidaria; Anthozoa; Malacalcyonacea; Nephtheidae. The record is from RefSeq and is a predicted model, not a curated record.
CCGUUAUCAUGGUGGACGAAAAUAUAAGAAAAUGGCAAAAUAAGUAAAUUUGAGUGAAAAAAACAAGAAAAUAUCAAACUAAGAAAACUUUAAUCCUUGCAUUACUGGCUGGUUGAUGCAAAAUCAAGCUGAUAUGGAAGAGAAUCAAGAAGUUGUUUUAACUGCUCGUCGAACUGAGUCUAUUGAUGCUCCUGCGAUAGAAAAAUUGAUCACCAGCGCCACAUUUGAACUGUUUGGACGAGUUGAUAUCGUACGCGUAAUUGAGAAGGCGAACCUAGCCGUUAGUUUAGUGAGUUCAGAAGACGAGGUUGUUGCUAGUGGCGCAUUUUUCGAUUAUCCAAAUCUUUCCGUGGACCAGGCAAAAUGGGAGAAAUUAUUUCAAGAAAGUUUCGAGUCUGUCAAGGCGACUCCUUUAAACUCAUUGUUCCUGAACUUUUUCACAUCAAAACCUGACUAUGUACAGGGUUGUGCCUCAGAGAUUUUAAGGACAGUGUUUAAUACUGCACCCUACAUUGAAUAUAUUUUCCUUGUUAUUCCACCAAGUGCUCAAAAAGACCAACCAUUAGAGAAGUUGUUCAAUGUUGUCAAAUGUAAUGAAAAUUUCAACAAGGAGGAACUCAAUGGCACUGUUUAUGUCUGCCAUAGAUUUGAACAUUCGCCAAAGCUGCAUAUGAGAGCAGCAACUGUUGAGGAUCAUGAUGACCUCAUUCCUAUAUUUGAUGAACAAAGUGAAACUUUAAUCAAUUCAUAUGGGGAUUUCUUUCUCAAUGAUCUCAUUGAAGCUGAAGAUGAUGAGAACAAGUGUCUAGUGGCAGACGUGAAUGGAACAGCUGUUGGUUUUAUGAGUAUAAGCACAAAUGUCAAUGUGCAAUUGUUGAGUGAAUAUUUUGACCUCUCUCCUUUCAAUGAUCUCAGAAAGCAAUCAUCCCUGGCAUCUGGUGACAGUAAUUCAAGCCAAGAGAAAGCCAGUGUGUUUUGCGUUGAACUUUUCUGUAUUGAUGAAAAAUACGAAGCCAGGUCGAUGGAUUUUCUUCCUGCUGCGUUUAAACUUUUCCCGGAUAAAGAUUACUGUGUCAUCACGAUGCCGCACAUCGUUAACGAGUUUCCGUUGGUUCACGAAUUUACGAGGGUCACACCUAAAGUUGAUGCAACGAUUUCUCACGAACUCUACGUAUUUCAUCGCUGGGGUCUUCUUCGGACCAUCAGCGUCAGGCCAGCAGUGUCUGACGAUCUCACUGGGAUAGAAAACAUUGUUAAAGAUGUUUCAGGUUCUGAUUACAUACUGAGGGACAUUGUACAGUACAACACAGCUCGCCGAGACAAGGAUGGCCAGAAACUUCAGGUCUUCGUUGCAGAAUGUACGAAUCAAGUCAUUGGCGUGGCUGUGUUACGUCAAGAAGAGGACAUUGAAUUCAUUCGCGCUCAUUAUGCUGUGGAGGAUUUUAUUUAUUAUAAUUACCAUCAACGAGAAGAACACUCUCAUCUCUAUCACUUCACUCUCAACCCGAUCUUUCGUCAUUAUACCAGGCAUUUCCUAAAGGAAGUGCUUCGGUUAUCUCACACGUCGUGUCUGUAUUACGCCUUGUAUCCAAAAAAUGUGAGACCCAGCCUGUCGGGCACGAAGUUAUACUCCGUCAUCUCAUGUCUCAGUGAUCUCGUCCCUGUGAGAGGACGUCGUCAGAUUAUUUACCAACAAGACGUUCUUGGCAUCAAUGCUCCGUCUGAGAAAGUUUUGAAGAAAGAGGAGUACUAUGCUUUGUACCAUCUAAACAGAAAGUUAACGUUAGAACCAAAGGUGGUAAUAAACGCAAGAAUAGUUGUUGUUGGCGCCUCAGAUACUGGCAUUUCCUUCUUGGAAAGAUUCUGUUUCUGUCCACAUCUUCACUUCAAAAACAUUUCUCUCAUAUCACCACAAGGUCUUCCAACCGACGUGGGUAGCAAUGGCGAUGAGAUGAGACCAAGCAGUUGUUGUUAUACCCGAGAGAACCACGCUCAUAUGUCGCUUAAAACUUGGAUUAGCGUAGUUGAAGACAAGAUGGUGGGAAUUGAUAGGGUACACAAAGUGAUCAGUACGUUAGACGGACACCAAGUACCCUACACUUACCUUACGGUGUUGUGUUGUGGUGAGCAGUACCAGAUCGCCAUUCCGAGUGGCGCUGAUGUCAAUACUCUGGUGACAACAGCUGAGGUUCCUCGCAGUCGGGAUCAGGUGUAUCGCGGCACAUUGCCUGAUAAUGUCUUCACCAUUAACUCACAUCAAGAUGUUCAAACCAUAUUACAGUGGAUGGAAACCUCUUUCGCCCGCGAUGAAGGUAAAGCUGUCAUUUAUGGUGCGUCACUCUCAUCUCACACCUUCAUCCAAUGUGCUCUGACUUGUGGAAUACCUGGAACACGUCUCGUUAUGGUCCAACCACCAUUCAGUCUUCCGUCAUCUUUUAAUAAUCCCGAUAUUGAGAGAGUUGUGGAGACGUCGCUACAGGACGCAGGUGUCGUUUUAUACAAGAACUACACGCUUGCAAGAUGGAAUCAUCAGGAAGGAUCAAAUUUAUUGAAUAAUGCUUCGUUUACCUCCAGCAAUAAACCACUAAUGCUUGAAUGUCAGGCAUUUUUCUGCUUUCAAGAUGAAAAGGUUGAUUACGAAGCUUACAAAGCGAUCAACGACAGUUGUUUGGUGUAUGAUGGAAAACUCGUGGUGGACAAGGAAUUUCUGACAAAUGAUCCAGCAAUACGCGCUGCUGGUCCGCUUACAAAAUUCGCAAGACGUUAUCAUUCUGAGUCGUGGACUCAUGCAAAUUUUAACUCAAAAGAAGUUGGAAAAUUGCUUGCUGAGUCAAUGAUGCCUCUCUUCGAUCCAACUCUUCAGUCAUCGACAAUAACCAAGGAUAACGAAGCCAGUCUUGUUCCAGUUUUUAAAGAACCAAAGAUAUUUUCUGCAAUUUUGCCAGGAGGCUUUCAUUACCUUCAGGUUGGUAAACCGACGUUAAACAUUCACCUUGAUUCGCUAAUGGCUCAACCAGAUUAUGGUAAUGUCCUCACAACUGGUGCCCCUGGGGAUGAAGAAAAGGGAUAUUUCAGACUUCAUAUAAAUCAAUAUAACAGCAUUGAAACGAUAACGUGUCUGUGUAAACAAAAAAUCGAUGUUGGUAACCUUAUCUGCCUGUACGGCAUUCAUGAACGAUAUCUCAAUAAUUUGUGUCAACGUUAUAGCGAAGGUCUUAUUACAGAUUUUUAUAGUUACUUCAAGGAAAGUUGGUGUGUGGCAAUGUUCCAUGAUCGCUUCAAAGAUUUGCGAGCAGAAAUACGCGAGAUUCUUUCUAGUGUAAAGGGUCAUGAUUUGGAAACUAUGAAAGAUAAAGUCAAGAAACUAAUUGAUGAAGAUUUGGAGUUAUCGCCUGCAGAUCGCGACAGUCUGGCACGAAGUUACAUGAAAUCGCCAGCGAAAACGGAGAUUGAAAAAACAUUAUUGAACUUCAUCACUUACAACUCCGCUCACCUGCCAAUGUAUGCGAAACCAGAAAUGGUGUGAUGUGUUUACCUCAGUUCUAGAAAUCAAUAUUGUAAAUUGUGUACAAAUUAAGAACGAUGUAUUUUACGAGAAUUCCUAAGAUUUUGUCUGUCACGACAGUCACCGCAUAGGAAGACAUUGCGUAUGUGUUUAGACUUGAGUUGUCCGGGUUUGGUUUCCUCACAGACGCAGGAUGGAGAAACGGCGAGAAUGAUGA